Sinocyclocheilus rhinocerous is the source of this 1819-nucleotide messenger RNA. RefSeq names its product ATP-dependent Clp protease ATP-binding subunit clpX-like, mitochondrial. Gene Ontology annotation, cellular component: mitochondrial matrix. The transcript is spliced from 13 exons. Gene Ontology annotation, molecular function: ATP binding; zinc ion binding; ATP hydrolysis activity. Bases 23 to 1819 code for a protein of 598 amino acids. The record is from RefSeq and is a predicted model, not a curated record. Lineage: Eukaryota; Metazoa; Chordata; Actinopteri; Cypriniformes; Cyprinidae.
CAGUACUGCAUUAACGCUACUCAUGAAGGUCAAACAUGCGCUUUUCCGUUUGAUUUUCUCAGAUCUGGUUUUCAAUAUGUCCUGUUCAUGCGGACCUGCAGCGAGGGUGAUUAUAAAGUCUGUCCAUAAAGGUUUUUCUCGCUCGCGUCUUCAGCUCUUCAGCUGCACCAGAGCAGUUUGUGAGGAAGUCCAUCUUCCUCCAUUCGUGCGCGUGAGGCUGUUCUCACAGACAGCAGUGUGUUUCACUUCUAAAGACGGCGAUGGAGGAAAGAAGGGUGUAGGUGAGGCGGGUGGAAAGCGGGCGUCAGGCGCUGGAGGUUCAGGGAAAGGUGGCAGUCAGCUGAGAUGUCCGAAGUGUGGAGAUCCUUGUACACACGUGGAGACUUUUGUGUCCUCCACGCGGUUUGUGAAAUGUGAAAAGUGCCAUCAUUUCUUCGUGGUUCUGUCUGAGACGGACUCUAAGAAGGGUUUGAAUAAGGAAGCGGAGAGCUCGGAGCAUGUUCAAUUUGCAUUCGCUCAGAAACCCCCUCCGCCUCCUAAAAAGAUUUAUGCUUACCUCGACAAAUACGUUGUUGGCCAGUCAUACGCCAAGAAAGUGUUGGCAGUUGCCGUCUAUAAUCAUUACAAACGGAUCUACAACAACCUCCCGGCAGCAGGCCGACAGCAAGCGGAAACAGACAAACAGAGUCCCCUCUCUCCCAGAGAGUUAGAGAUCAGAAGACGUGAAGAUGAAUACAGGUUUACAAAGCUGCUUCAGAUCGCUGGCAUCAGUCCCCAUGGCAACGCUCUGGGUGCCUCUGUUCAGCAGCAGACCAAUCAGCAAGCUCCUCGAGACAAAAGGGGCAGGGACGUGCUUGACUCCGGCCACACUGAUAUUAAGCUGGAAAAGAGCAACAUUGUGUUGCUGGGACCUACUGGAUCAGGUAAAACCCUGCUAGCCCAGACUCUGGCUAAAUGCUUGGAUGUGCCCUUCGUCAUCUGCGAUUGUACCACCCUGACGCAGGCGGGCUAUGUCGGCGAGGACAUUGAGUCUGUUAUUGCCAAACUUCUGCAGGACGCUAACUAUUCAGUCGAGAAAGCCCAGCAAGGCAUUGUGUUCCUGGAUGAGGUGGAUAAGAUUGGCAGUGUGCCUGGAAUUCAUCAGCUGAGAGAUGUUGGGGGCGAAGGAGUUCAGCAGGGUUUGCUGAAAUUGCUUGAGGGAACAAUCAUUAAUGUUCCAGAGAAGAACAGCAGGAAGUUGAGAGGAGAGACAGUGCAAGUGGAUACAACCAACAUUUUGUUUGUGGCAUCGGGUGCUUUCAACGGGCUGGACAGGGUCAUCAGCCGUAGGAAAAAUGAAAAGUAUCUUGGUUUUGGGACGCCCUCUAACCUGGGAAAGGGGCGUCGAGCUGCAGCAGCUGCAGAUCUGGCCAACAGCUCAGGGAAUGAAGUGGAUGCAAUGGCAGCGAUUGAGGAAAAGGACCGGCUCCUGCGGAACGUUGAAGCACGGGACCUCAUCGAGUUCGGCAUGAUCCCAGAGUUUGUAGGCCGUUUGCCUGUGGUGGUGCCACUGCACAGUCUGGACGAGGAGAUGCUGGUGCAGAUCCUUACAGAGCCUCGUAAUGCAGUGGUCCCUCAAUAUCAGGCCCUCCUCAGUAUGGAUAAUUGUGAGCUGAAUGUAACUCCAGAUGCAUUAAGGGCAAUCGCCCGUUUUGCACUGGAACGGAAGACAGGAGCCAGGGGUCUCCGCUCCAUCAUGGUAAAUAACGGCACAAUGAACAACAGUUGGAAUGUGUAUUACAGUAAAUAUGGUGCAUUUAAUAACCUAAUGCAGAUAUGA